Messenger RNA from Pezoporus flaviventris, 2901 nucleotides. It is a transcript of the gene LINS1, whose product is annotated as lines homolog 1. The coding region runs from base 154 to 2463 and encodes 769 amino acids. The transcript has 7 exons. The record is from RefSeq and is a predicted model, not a curated record. NCBI's taxonomy places the organism in Eukaryota, Metazoa, Chordata, Aves, Psittaciformes, Psittacidae.
GCCUACGAAGUCAUUGCAGGUAACUUAAAAGAGAAAUGCCUGAUAGUGCUUCUGUUUCUCAUUGGAUAAAAAUAACCUCGAAGCUGAUUCGCAAUGAUGAUGAAUAACCAGUGAAGACAUACAGCAUUUUCUGAAAUAUUCAAUGUUCUCAUCAUGAAGAUCUCUCUUCUGCAGCAGAUGUAUAAGGACGUGCUGGUUGGCAUUCCACUGACAAAGGAAAGCCACCAUUAUACCUCUCUACUUAAUCCGUGUGUUGAACAGUCAGCAGAAGGAGAUGAAUCAUGUCAUCGGAUGCAUCUGUCAUCUACUAAUGGUGGUAUUGGGAGCCACCAGGACACUGAGAUGCCAGGUGCAGUUGUCACUACGACAGAUGAUGUAUCAAAUAGCUUUGCAAACUUGAGCUCUUCAUUUUGUCCACGAGAAGUGAUGCUGCUUCAGUUAACCUUGAUCAAGAUGAUGGCUGCUAAAGCAGAGUCCCAGGAAACAGAGUUCAGUAUGAGACAGAAGUACUGUGAGAUCUUUGUCCUUCUUCUGAAGGAGGCAAAAAUUGACUCAAAAUUGGUUUGUCUGCUCGGUAGUUGUGAUCAGCUGUUAUCUCACAUGGCUUCAAGAAGUUUAGCUUCUCUUGUGUAUUUCCAGCUGAAGGAAGAGAACACAUUGAAUGUCACCUGGCUCACCUUCAGUUUGAAGACUCUUUCAGGAUUCUCUGUGAACACCCGGGUAGCACAAUGUCUGUGGACCCUUACAACUAUUGUCAAGGACAUACUGAAAGAUAAAGCUUUGCCUAAAGCAGGUAUUUUGAAGAAGUUGUUGGCUCCCCUUGAUGCUGUGCUGGAAGGAUUUUAUAAUUCCAUUCUGUUCCAUCGCUUUGACAGUCACCACUAUGCUUCACCUUAUUCUGAAGAUACAAACACUUUGGUCAGUUUUAUAGAUCUACUUGAAGCACUUCUGGCUUCCAGAAUUGAAUUAGAACCACUCAGAUGCCAGAGAAUAUUGUUCUUGAAAGUGUCUCAUGUCCUGGAUGUCAUUAGCUCACCAGUUCACUAUUUAAUCAAGAAGAAGUUAAUUUUGCUCCUUAAAAAAUGUGUCCUUUACAAGCCUAGAGAAGAUGCUAAAUGUGGAUCGCUCUUUUUCCAAACACCAUCUUUACAUGAGGAUAUGCUUGCACUGAGUAAUGCUGUCCUGCAGCUUGUGGAUUUGACUUGGCUUAAUCAGAUCCCACUCAGUGAAAAGACCAGCUACUUUGGAGGCAGUGAAGCUGCUCCUGGAGAUAGUACUCCAGGUGGUCCUGACCAAACUGUUCUCAGAGCCUUAAGUCUGGUUGUGCUUAAAGCAUUGGAAUUCAAGUUUCAGAACUCCUCUACAGAAACUGAAAUCAAAGGAGACUUCCAGAAUUCCAUGUCCCAGCUGUUGAUGUUCUGGAUGAAUCAUCUGAAGUCUUCCCCACAGUCUCGCCCAGUUGUACAUCACUGUGAAUGGCUGUCCUUGGUUUUCAUAGAGCAAGAUGAUGAUAUGUGGGAAGCUGCUAAAGCUUUAUUACUCAUUUAUUUAAAAUUUGAUAGGUUACGGCAUGACGCUGCUCAUAACUUAAGCCAAAAAGAGGAGGAAAUCUGGAACUUCCUUACGCAUGCAAGUGGAUAUAAUCCUCACUGUAUCUUUCUAUUUUUUCUUGAAAAAAUUGCAUUUGAUUCCACAGUACUUCUAGAUUUUCUGAUUUCAUCAGAAACUUGCUUUCUGGAGUACUUGGUAAGGUACUUAAAGCUUCUUGGGAAAGACUGGCAUCAACUUGUAGAUGUCUGUAACCAUUUUGAUACCAAACAUAGUGCUUUUCAAUCAGUUUCUUCUGUCAAGCCACCCCAUCAAGAAAAACAAAGCUGUAAGACUGAUGGGAGUUUGCAAAAUGCUUGUUGUGAACCAGAACCACAGACUCUGGUAUCUUUGGCUGUUUCUCACAAUUACUUUGCACUUACAACAGAGCAAGGUGAUAAUGAAGUUGUAAAGUCUAACCGGUCUAACUUCUUGAUAGGCACUGAUGGCACAUCUCUUCUGGGUUCUCUUCAAAGCCUUGUUAAUUAUGACAGCUCAGAAGACUCUGAAUUAGAAUCAGAUGGAAAAGACUGCUUGCUAAACACAAAGCAGGUGCCUUUAAAUAAUGAGGGUGAAAUGGGGAUAAGGGAAGCUGGUUGCAGCUACAUGGAUGGUGAAUGGAAUACACUCCAGGCUGAAGUGUUGCCUGUGAAACAAAAGGGAUCUAAUGCCUCAUCCAGUUUGACUUCUAUGGCAUCUUUGGAUAAUGUCAUUCCCCAAAGGAUAAUGCUUUACAAAUCAAUAAAAUGUUUGGAAGAACUGCAGAAAGCUAUUUCUAGGUUGCAGAGAAGGGAUCUUUUCCCAUAUAAUCCAUCUGCGUUGUUGAAACUACUGAGCCACAUUGAGCAUAUCAGUAAGAACAUGAAUCCACAAUAGUCCAAAGAUGUUUCCUAGUGGCUUUUUUACCUAGUACACAUGGAAAUGUUUCCAUGAGAUGAAUGACUUCUGAAGCUCAUGCCUCUUGCACCUGGGAGUGUAUUACCCUGAAACAGGAUAAACAUGUUAUUGGUUGACACCUUAAAAAUCUGCUGUUGCAUUCAGUGCUAUCCCUUACCUUAGGGUCCCAGGCUUAUUCAUGGUAUGUAUGUCAGCGUAUGGUAUGCAAGGACUAAUUGUUAGGUAUUCAAAAAUUGAUAAUAAAUGACUAUGUGAAAGCUUAUCAACAAUAGAUGAUACUUAAAGUAUUGUCAAUUAUACUUAAUGUCAUUCUAUAUGAAGUCAUCGCCAGAUUGGCGGUGAUUCAUGGACUACAAUGAAAUGUUAAUGUGACACUUGACUGCUUAGAGGUUGAGCUAAAUAAAAUAUUUCAGCGGG